Molecule: messenger RNA, 2732 nt
Organism: Fomitiporia mediterranea MF3/22
Lineage: Eukaryota; Fungi; Basidiomycota; Agaricomycetes; Hymenochaetales; Hymenochaetaceae
Product: cobalamin-independent methionine synthase
Exons: 8
Coding region: 57-2351 (764 amino acids)
Molecular function (GO): zinc ion binding; 5-methyltetrahydropteroyltriglutamate-homocysteine S-methyltransferase activity
Source: RefSeq, a predicted model, not a curated record
ACCUACCCCCAUCCCUCAUCCCCAUUCUCAUUCCCAUUCCCAAACUUAUUGCAUAAAUGGUCGCCUCCAGCGUCCUUGGUUUCCCUCGUAUCGGUGCGAACCGUGAGGUCAAAAAGGCUGUAGAAGCGUACUGGGCAGGAAAGAUCUCUGCCGAUGAGCUCACAAAGGCUGCCCUUGAAGUCAAGAAGUAUAACUGGACAAACCUGAAGGCGCGCGGCGUCGAUUUCAUUCCGAGCGGUGACUUUACGCUCUACGAUCACGUCCUCGACCAUUCAGCCGCAUUCAAUGCUAUUCCGUCCCGCUACACUGGCUUGGGCCUGUCGCCCUUAGAUGUUUACUUUGCUAUGGGCCGAGGUAGACAAGCGGACGGCGUUGAUGUCCCCGCCUCUGAGAUGAAGAAAUGGUUUGAUUCGAACUACCAUUACGUCGUGCCGGAACUGUCGGAAGCAACCGAGUUCAAACUUCUUUUCAACAAAGCUGUCGAGGAAUUCAACGAGGCAAAGGCAGCAGGAGUUACCACCCGCCCCGUUGUUCUCGGUCCCAUCUCCUACCUUAUUCUUGCAAAGGCGGGGAGGGAUGCUUCGCCAAACUUCCAGCCGAUUACACUUCUCGAGAAAUUGCUGCCGGUUUACAAGAACCUCCUGACCGAAUUGAAGGCCGCUGGUGCAGAGUGGGUUCAGAUUGAUGAACCUAUCCUUGUUCUGGACGUUGCUGCAACUCUAGCAAAAGAAUAUGCGACUGCAUACGAGGCUCUCGCGCCAGUGUCACCUAAAAUUAUCCUGGCGACUUACUAUGGCCGUCUUGAGAGCAAUCUUACUUACGUCGCCAAAUUACCAGUUGCCGGCCUUCACAUCGACCUUGAUCGUGAACCUGGUCAGCUCGAUGCCACCAUCGCUGCCGUGAAGCCAGUGGGACUUGUCCUGUCCCUCGGUCUUGUAUCUGGCCGUAAUGUAUGGAAGAAUGACUUCGUCGCAUCCAUCAAAUUGGGCCAGAAGGCUGUUAGCGAACUCGGCCAGGGUAAAGUCCUCGUUGCUACUUCAUCUUCGCUCUUGCAUAUUCCGGUGACGCUUGAGUCCGAGACUAAGCUGACUCCGGAGCAGAAGGACUGGUUCGCUUUCGCCCUUGAGAAGGCUAGUGAGGUCUCGACCCUCGCUGCAGUUCUGUCCGGCUCGCAGGAUGCGAAGGUUACGGCUGCACUUGAAGCUAACAAAAAGUCUAUCGAAGCCCGGCGGAGGUUUGAGGCCACCUCGGAUGAUGCCGUCCGCAAACGUGUUGCUUCUAUUACGGAUGCUGACCUCCACCGUAAGAGCGCAUUCCCCAAGCGUUGGGAAGCGCAGAAGUCCCUUGACCUGCCGAAGUUCCCGACGACAACCAUUGGUUCAUUCCCACAAACCAAGGAGAUUCGUUCUGCCCGUCUUAAGCUCGGAAAGGGCGAGAUCACUUCUGAGCAGUACGAGGAGUUCAUUAAGAAGGAGAUUGAACAGGUUGUUCGCUUCCAGGAGAAGGUUGGACUUGACCUUCUCGUACAUGGUGAACCCGAACGCAACGACAUGGUUCAAUACUUCGGUGAACAGCUAAACGGCUUUGUCUUCACCCAAAACGCCUGGGUUCAGAGCUAUGGAUCUCGUUAUGUCCGCCCACCCAUCAUCGUCUCAGACGUUAGCCGACCGGGACCGAUGACUGUCAAAUGGAGCAGUUAUGCUCAGAGCCUCACCAAAAAGCCCAUGAAGGGUAUGUUGACGGGUCCCGUCACGAUCCUGAACUGGUCUUUCCCACGUGCGGACGUUUCAAAGGAGACCCAGUCCCGCCAGCUCGCACUCGCUCUCCGCGACGAGGUUAUUGACCUUGAGAAGGCAGGAAUUAAGGCGAUCCAGGUCGAUGAGCCUGCCAUCCGUGAGGGUCUCCCACUCCGUCGCGCUGACUGGGAUGACUACCUCCGCUGGGCCGUGGACACUUUCAAGCUCGCAACAGCUGGUGUCUCCGAUGCCACGCAGACACACUCUCACUUCUGCUACUCAGACUUCAACGACAUCUUCCCUUCCAUUCAGCGCCUUGACGCGGAUGUCAUCUCCAUUGAGGCGUCCAAGAGCGACAUGAAGUUGCUUGCUGCCUUCAAGGCAUACGGUUACUCGAACGAGAUCGGCCCUGGUGUCUACGACAUCCACUCCCCACGUGUUCCUUCAGUGGAAGAGAUCCAGGAGCGCAUCAAGGCUAUGCUCGGACUUCUCCCCGACAACCUGCUCUUUAUCAACCCCGACUGCGGUCUUAAGACACGUGGCUGGAAGGAGACCGAGGCUGCCUUGGCCAAUGUUGUCGCUGCUGCGAAGUGGGCUCGUCAGACCUACGCUUAAAUGCCUUUCUAGCGCUUCAACAGCGCCCGACGUUCGGGUAUAACUUAUCGUUUGUCUUCGAUUUUAACAUGGUGACGACGUAAAAUAUCCUUGGGUGGUUGAGAGCGACGAGUUAUAUGUAUAUGACUGGGCACUCCAUUUCAACUGGACAUGCUACCAAUCGCUGCGCUUUGGUGAGCCGAUUUGCGCUGGCUUUGCACUUCAGAGCGCGUAAAAAUAGGUUAUUGGGAUGUGGAUGUAGAUUGUAGGAUUUCAACAAUCCUGGGGGGUUUCAACAACCCUGGGCAAAGUAUUGUAUUGAAUAAUGUAGAAUUAGUCAACAGUCACGAUCAAUAAAAUUAACGGAUACUCAAUGUCUUUGAGAGUAUAACCGCCGCGUAA